Delphinapterus leucas (beluga whale) is the source of this 1367-nucleotide messenger RNA. It is a transcript of the gene SNRNP48, whose product is annotated as small nuclear ribonucleoprotein U11/U12 subunit 48. Gene Ontology annotation, cellular component: U12-type spliceosomal complex; nucleoplasm; cytosol. NCBI's taxonomy places the organism in Eukaryota, Metazoa, Chordata, Mammalia, Artiodactyla, Monodontidae. The record is from RefSeq and is a predicted model, not a curated record.
GUUGGGCCGCUCCUUCCGGGCCGGCAGGCGGGUAAGUGGUCGUGCCGCGGCCAUGGAUGGCGAUCCUCCCCCGGUGGAGGAGCGGCGGCGGCUGCGGGAGGAGCUGAGCGAGUUCGUGGAGAGCUGCUGCCGGACGCUGGAGGAGGUGACGGCGUCGCUGGGCUGGAGCCUGGACCGGCUGGACCCCGGGGAGGAGGAGGCGGCCGAGGAUGAAGUUGCCAUAUGCCCGUAUGAUUCCAAUCAUCGCAUGGCUAAGUCGUCUCUAGCAAAGCACGUGGUAUCUUGUAGGUUGAGGAAACUGGGCUAUACCAAAGGAGAAGAGGGUAAAAUGUAUAAUUCUGACUUUUUCUAUGAGAAUGCGAAGAUACCUUCAGUUACCUUGAAUAAGGACUCACAAUUCCAGAUAAUUAAACAAGCUAGAGAUGCAGUUGGAAACGAUGGUGAUUAUUAUAAUCAAAGGAUGUAUUCUUCAUUGCCUGUUGAAGUUCCUCUGAAUCACAAACGGUUUGUUUGUGAUCUAACCCAAGCCGAUCGUCUUGCCCUCUAUGAUUUUGUAAUCGAGGAGACAAAGAAAAAACGGUCAGAUUCUCAAAUUAUUGAAAAUGACAGCGAUCUCUUUGUAGACUUGGCUGCCAAAGUCAAUCAAGAUAAUAGUCGAAAAAGUCCAAAAUCUUACCUUGAAAUCCUGGCAGAAGUGAGAGAUUAUAAAAGAAGACGCCAGUCCUAUAGAGCUAAGAAUGUUCACAUAACCAAGAAAUCAUAUACUGAGGUGAUUCGGGAUGUGAUCAACGUGCACAUGGAGGAACUCGGCAGCCAGUGGCGGGAGGAGCAGGAGAAUGCAGACGAUGAUGCGGAGAAGAAUGAAGAAGGGCGGUCGGCUUCAGUAGACUCACGGCAGUCUGGGGGAAGCUACCUGGAGGCGGAGUGUUCACGACAUAGAAGGGAUCGGAGUAGGAGCCCGCAUAAACGCAAAAGAAACAAAGAGAAGGACAAACACUGGGACUCAAGAAGAAGGAAAGAGAGGGAUGGGGAAAGACAUCAUAGUCAUAAAAGAAGAAAGCAAAAAAUAUAAACGAAGUAUUUGUGUGUGUAUUAAUUAUGCUUAUGCCAUGGUAACCAGUAUGCUGAUGUUUUUAUCAUAAUUGCUUUGAGUAGGAGAAUGUGCUUAUAUGAACUGUUCAGUGCUCAGAUCAUUAUUUUUCAACCAAUACUUACAUCUCAAACCAUGAGUACAUUGAUUAUGCCCGAGAAAUUUGUUUUCCUUAUAUUUUAAUGGAUGAUUGCCUCCUAUUACUGAUUUUGUCUCAUUCUUUUUUUGAUAAUUUAUGUAUCAGAAAAUUCUUUAAUUAAAGUGAAUAUUUACACUA